Molecule: messenger RNA, 1994 nt
Organism: Pelmatolapia mariae (spotted tilapia)
Lineage: Eukaryota; Metazoa; Chordata; Actinopteri; Cichliformes; Cichlidae
Gene: hhatla
Product: hedgehog acyltransferase like, a
Exons: 13
Coding region: 177-1730 (517 amino acids)
Biological process (GO): negative regulation of N-terminal protein palmitoylation
Cellular component (GO): endoplasmic reticulum
Molecular function (GO): acyltransferase activity
Source: RefSeq, a predicted model, not a curated record
GAUCAGAGGCAGCGGCAGCGGCAAAGCCCCCGCAAGACGAAUGAAAUGAAAUCUGCUUUUGCCGCCACCUGCUUUCCCCCAAUUUCUUUGGUCUAUUGAAGAACUGGCUGUAAACACUGCUGCCCUCAUCCUGACAGUGUAAAGCGGAUAUAAGGCUUCAAGUGUGCAGAUUCACCAUGGGGAUCAAGACUGCCCUCCCUAGAUAUGAGCUGUAUCUCUACACAGCUGUACUUGCUGUGGCCUUGAUAUGGGCAGGCAGUUGGAUAUUUGAAGCUUCAAGUGAAAAUACAAACAGAAAAUCCUUCAAAGAAAGCGUCAAACCAGGAUGGCAUUAUUUUGGCAGGAAAAUGGAUGCUGCGGACUUCGAAUGGGUGAUGUGGUUCACGACAUUCCGCAAUCAUAUCCUUUUUGCUCUCGUUGGUCAUGUGAUCUUUGCCAAGAUAUUUUCCCUGGUGGCUCCAAAGAUUGGUAUAAAUGGAUGUAAGCACAGAUCCUUGGUCUUUGGGGUGUAUGGAGGUUUGGCAGUCCUGGUAACGAUGGGCUGGACUUUCUUGGCUCUGGUUCUUUCUCAUUGCAUCAUACUAUACAGCGUGGCUAUAUUCAAAAGUAAAUGGAUGUGCUUCGCUGCAGGCUUGUGUACGCUGGCCUCCAUCAAGCUGGAGCCCUUUAACUCCUGGCAGGAAGCCUUGGUAACUGGUUCCUUCAACCUCCAAGAUAUCCUGUUCUAUGGCGGUUGUGGCUUCAGCAUCAUGCGCUGUAUGAGUUUUGCUUUAGAGAACUGCGAGAAGAAGGAAGGCAACUACACGUUCUCAGACCUGCUGAAAUACAACUUCUACCUCCCAUUCUUCUUCUUUGGACCGAUAAUGACAUUCGACCGGUUUCAUGCCCAGGCAAACAACACUCAGCUGAUCCGUAAAGAGAGGGAGAUGUGGAACAUCACCACCAAGGCCUUGUUGCACCUGGGAGGUAUUCUCGUGGUGGAUGUCUUCUUCCACUACCUUUACAUUCUGACAAUACCCAGUGACAUGAGGCUGGUCGUUAAGCUUUCUGACUGGUCUCUGGCUGGACUGGCUUAUUCCAACUUGGUGUAUGACUGGGUGAAAUCGGCUGUAAUGUUCGGCGUCAUCAACACCGUGGCAAUGCUGGAUCACCUGGACCCUCCUCAGCCUCCCAAGUGUAUCACCAUGCUUUACGUCUUCGCUGAGACGCACUUUGACAGAGGCAUCAAUGACUGGCUGUGCAAGUAUGUUUACGACUACAUUGGUGGAAAUCACGAUCGAAUCUUCAAAGAACUUCUUGCAACCAUCUGCACCUUUGGCAUCACCACCCUGUGGCUGGGCCCAUGUGAACUGGUUUAUAUCUGGUCCUUUUUCAACUGCUUUGGCCUCAACUUUGAGCUGUGGGUGGCCAAGUUCUUCUCCCUUCCACCACUUUCUACCAUAGAGAGUGCCAUGGGUGAAGCCAUGUCACGCAGGAUCCGCGGUUUGUUCAAUGCGGCCAACUUCUGGGCUAUCGUCCUCUACAACGUUCUCUCCCUGAACAGUUUGGAGUUUGCCAAAAUGGUGGGAAGGAGACUGAUUUUUAAAGGUUUUCCUCUGUCGACCCUCUCUGUGUUACUCGUGACCUACUGUGGUGUGCAGCUGGUGAAGGAACGAGAGAGACAACAAGCCUUGCUAGAAGAUCCGGAGCCAGUGAAGCCAGUAGAUGGUGGCAAAGAAAAAGCAGAAUAACCUGGCAGAGAAACAGUUUCACAGACUUAAUGGUCAAUGGGCGCUCACGUGGUUCCAUCCUCGGCCUUGCAAGCUGUAACAGAACCAUGCUGGUUAACAGCCAUUCAGCACCUAUAUUGUUCACAAGCCGGUGUUUUUCCUUUUGUUUGUCGGAAGCGAGGCAAUGAUUCGACCUGUGAAAAAUCCGCAAGUGCACUUGCUGUUGAUAAUCAACACGUACUUUGGCACAAACCCACCGACAGUGCAUUUAGUAUUUGUAUUGAU